Molecule: messenger RNA, 6926 nt
Organism: Centropristis striata (black sea bass)
Lineage: Eukaryota; Metazoa; Chordata; Actinopteri; Perciformes; Serranidae
Gene: btaf1
Product: BTAF1 RNA polymerase II, B-TFIID transcription factor-associated
Exons: 38
Coding region: 398-5965 (1855 amino acids)
Molecular function (GO): ATP binding; TBP-class protein binding; ATP-dependent chromatin remodeler activity
Source: RefSeq, a predicted model, not a curated record
GGGCCGCCCUCAACGUGCUACUAAAUAACUCUUUACACCUUGUUAGGUUAAAAUAUUUAUCCGCCAAGAGUUCUGAAGGGUAAAUUCAGCUAUAGACUGAUAUGCGGACGGCAUCCGGGGAUAUUUUGGGGCAGAAGAUACCGAAGAGACAAAGAGGGAGAACUUUGAAGCCAUGAAUCCGUGGUGAAGUCGCUCCGGAGCGGGGAGACGCAGCCUGGGCCUCGGCUAGCUAGCUAGCUAGCUAGUUAGCAUUAGCCGCUAACUAGCUAAUGACUUCACCUAGCUACCGUUAGCCGCCGAGAAGGAACCGUUAAACACCAGAAAAGGGGGAAAAGUGUGAAAAAAAACCCGGCUGCCUGUUGAAUGUGUGGCGGGAAAAGCCACAUUAUAAACAAAUAUGGCUGUUUCAAGACUUGAUCGUUUGUUUAUCCUGCUCGACACCGGAACAACUCCAGUAACCAGGAAAGCAGCCGCACAGCAGCUUGGAGAAGUGGUGAAACUCCACCCACAUGAGCUCAAUAAUCUCCUAUCUAAGGUCCUGACCUACCUAAGGAGUCCCAACUGGGACACUCGUAUCGCAGCGGGCCAAGCUGUGGAGGCCAUCGUGAAGAAUAUUCCUGAGUGGGACCCCUUACCCAAGCCUAAAGAAGAGUCUUGUGAGGACUUGUCUCCAGAGGACUCCUCUUGUGACCGCUUGACUUUCUACCACUUCGACAUCUCCCGCCUCCUCAAACACGGAGCGUCUCUGCUGGGAUCUGCCGGGGCCGAGUUUGAGCUGCAGGAUGACAAAACUGGUGAGAUGGACCCUAAGGAACGCCUGGUGCGCCAGAGGAAGCUCCUUCAGAAGAAGCUGGGUCUGGACAUGGGCGCUGCUAUCGGCAUGGACACGGAGGAGCUGUUCAACGAUGAAGAUCUGGACUAUAGCUGCCAGACCAGCGGGCUGAAAGCCCACGGGAGCAAAACCACCGCUGGAUCCAGCUCCCGCAACCACGUGCCCCUUCAGGCUGCCGAGCUGAUCGACUCAGAGUUCCGGCCCGGUAUGAGCAGCCGUCAGAAGAAUAAAGCCAAGAGGAUGGCCAAACUGGUGGCCAAACAGAGAUCCAGAGACCUCGACCCAAACGAAAAGAGUAACGACAGUUUUGAGGGAGAACCUGAAGAGAAACGAAGGAAAACCACCAACGUAGUUAUUGAUCAACCGGCCACAGAGCAUAAAGUCUUAAUCGACAACGUUCCAGAUAACUCGGGUCUGUUAGAGGAGAUCCACGAGUGGCCUCUGGAGAGCUUCUGUGAGGAGCUCUGCAACGACCUCUUCAAUCCUUCAUGGGAGAUUCGUCACGGUGCAGGCACAGGUCUUAGAGAAAUCCUCAAGUCCCAUGGAGCAGGAGGAGGGAAGCUGGUGGGGAGUACUGCAGAACAGAUGUUGCGGCAGCAUCAGGAGUGGAUCGAGGACCUGGUCAUCCGGCUGCUCUGUGUCUUCGCUCUGGACCGAUUUGGAGAUUUUGUAUCUGAUGAGGUGGUGGCUCCGGUCAGGGAGACGUGUGCCCAGACGCUGGGCGUGGCGCUCCGCUACAUGAAUGAAACGGGCGUUUCCAUGACGGUGGAUGUGCUGCUGAAGCUGCUGAAGGAAGACCAGUGGGAGGUCCGUCAUGGAGGCCUCCUCGGCAUCAAGUACGCCCUGGCCGUCCGACAGGACCUGAUCUCCGUGCUGCUGCCGCGGGUGCUUCCUGCCAUCACCGUGGGCCUGCAGGACCUGGAUGAUGAUGUCAGAGCGGUAGCGGCUGCAGCCCUCAUCCCCGUGGUGGACGGCUUGGUGCAGCUACUGCCCACUAAGGUUCCCUACAUCGUAAACACACUCUGGGACGCUCUUCUGGACCUGGAUGACCUCACUGCUUCCACCAACAGCAUCAUGACUCUGCUGUCCUCACUGCUCACGUACCCACAAGUCCGCCAGAGCAGCAUGCAGCAGUCAUUAACAGUCCUGGUCCCGAGGGUCUGGCCGUUCCUGAGACACACGAUAUCAUCAGUGAGACGAGCAGCGCUGGAAACUCUGUUCACUCUGCUGUCUAAAGCAGACGAGAGCUGUGCGAUGUGGAUCAACCCCAUCCUGCAGGAUAUGCUGCGGCACAUCUUCCAGUCCUGCAUCCUGGAGAGCAACGAGGAAAUCCUGGAACUGAUUCAAAAGGUGUGGAUGGAGCUGCUGUCUCAGGCCCCUCAGCAGUACGUGGUGGCAGCCAGCUGUCCCUGGAUGGGAGCCUGGCUCUGCCUCAUGAUGCAGGCCUCCCACAUCCCCAUAGACCUCAACAUGCUGCUGGAGGUCAAGGCCCGCUGCAAGCAGGAUAAGGCCGGUGCGAAGGCUCGCCUCGGGACCAACCAGGUGAAGGAAACGGUUCAGGAGUACAUCGCUGGCGCUGAGACGGUGACGGACGACUCGGUGACCAGAGACUACGUGGUGGUUCGUUCUCGCCUCCUGGCUGCCAGGUUGCUGGGGGCUCUGUGUCGGAGUAUCUGUGACCCUCAGCUCAACGCUGCGUCUCAGGAGAUCCGCCCAGCCGAGUCUCUGGGUCAGCUGCUGCUCUUCCACCUCAACUCCAAGUCCGCCCUGCAGCGCAUCGCCGUGGCGCUGGUGCUCUGUGAGUGGGCCGCGCUGCAGAAGGACUGUCAGGUGGUGUCGUCCAUGGUGCAGCCUCGUCUGCUGGCCAUCCUGUCGGAGCAGCUGUACUACGAUGAGAUCGCCAUCCCGUUCACCCGCAUGCAGAACGAGUGCAAGCAGCUGAUCGCUCUGCUGGCUGAAGCUAACAUCGACCUGCAGGAACGCCUCAACUGCAGCGUUUUCACCAUCGACCAGGCCAACGAGCUGGUAACCACCAUCUUCUCUGAGUGCUCGGCGGGCCAGAACAUGAAGUCCAGCCAGUGGCAGGCGCUGGACAGCAAGCGGCAGCAGGCCGUCGCCACGGUGACGGAGACCAACGCCGAGUGGCAGCAGCUGCACCUGCGCGUCCACAUGGUGACCGCCUGCGCAGUCAUCAACCUGCAGGCGCUGCCGGAGAAGCUCAACCCGCUGGUCCGCCCGCUGAUGGAGACCGUCAAGAGGGAGGAGAACACGCUGAUUCAGGGCUACGCCGCUUCCUUCAUCGCUAAGCUGCUGCAGCAGUGUGCCGGGCGCUCGCCGUGCCCCAACCCCAAAAUCAUCAAGAACCUCUGCGCCUCCGCCUGCGUCGACUCCGCCGUCACGCCGUCCUCCGCCUGCCCCGUGCCGCCCGCACACGAACACGCCAAAGGAAGUGUCUUGGAGAAAGAUUGCAUCCAACACAUGGUGAACAAAACCCGAGGCAUCAUCACUCUGUACCGCCACCAAAGGGCAGCGUUCGCCAUCACCAGUAAGAGGGGCCCGGCCCCCAAAGCCCCAAAGACCCCCAGCACCGAGCUUCCUCCAGGCAGCACCAUCAGCACCGACAACGACGAGAGCAAGAAGCCGUUUCUCAUCCAGAGAAGAGGAGCAGAGUUCUCCCUGACAACCGUUGCUAGGCACUUCGGAGCAGACUUCACCAAGUCUUUGCCGUAUUUAUGGGACAACACAGUGGGACCUCUGAGGACCGUGGUGACGGAAAAUCAGUGCAUUGAUAGGCAGGUCCAGCUGGAGAGAGGGGACGCUGCAGCUCAGGAUCUGGUCAACUCCCUUCAGGUGCUGGAAGUCAUGGCUGGAGCCAUGGCUGCUGAACUCAAACCCCUGUUACUGGAGCACAUCCCCCACCUGUUCACCUGCCUGCAGCACCCGUACACGGCGGUGCGCCACAUGGCAGCGCGCUGCGUGGGCGUGCUCAGUAAGAUCGCCAUGCUGGAGACCAUGAACAGCUUCCUGGAGCGCGUCCUGCCCUGGCUGGCUGCUAUCGACGACUGCACCAAGCAGGAGGGAGCCAUCGAGGCUCUGGCCUGUGUGAUGGAGCAGCUGGAUGUGGACAUCGUGCCGUACAUCGUGCUGCUGGUGGUGCCGGUGCUCGGCCGUAUGAGCGACCCCAGCGACAGCAUCCGCUUCAUGGCCACGCAGUGCUUCGCUACGCUCAUCCGCCUGCUGCCGCUCGAGGCGGGUAUCCCCGACCCUCCAGCGAUGUCGGCUGACCUGAUCCGCCAGAAGGCCCGAGAACGCCACUUCCUGGAGCAGCUGCUAGACGGCAGGAAACUGGAGAACUACAAGAUCCCCGUGCCCAUUAAGGCCGAGCUCCGAAAGUACCAGCAGGACGGAGUGAACUGGCUCUCCUUCCUCAACAAAUACAAGCUGCACGGGAUCCUGUGUGACGACAUGGGCCUCGGCAAGACGCUGCAGUCCAUCUGCAUCCUGGCAGGAGAUCACUACCUCAGGACUCAGGAAUACUCCAGGACGAAGGCGGCCGACAGCAGCCCGCUGCCCUCUCUGGUGGUGUGUCCUCCCACUCUGACGGGCCACUGGGUGGAUGAAGUGAACAAGUUCUGCAGCAAAGAGUUCCUCCACCCGCUGCACUACACCGGGCCGCCCACCGAACGCAUGAGGUUGCAGCAUCAAGUGAAAAAACACAAUCUGAUAGUCGCCUCCUACGAUGUCGUACGGAACGACAUCGACUUUUUUAGAAAUAUCAAAUUUAAUUACUGUAUCCUCGACGAGGGUCACGUCAUCAAGAACGGGAAAACCAAACUUUCCAAAGCCAUCAAGCAGUUGGCUGCCAACUUCCGGGUCAUCCUGUCGGGAACGCCGAUCCAGAACAACGUCCUGGAGCUCUGGUCGCUGUUUGACUUCCUGAUGCCGGGCUUCCUGGGAACAGAACGCCAGUUUGCAGCUCGCUACGGUAAACCCAUCCUGGCCAGCCGGGACGCCAAGAGCUCCUCACGGGAACAGGAGGCAGGUGUGCUGGCGAUGGAGGCUCUACACCGACAGGUGCUGCCCUUCCUCCUGAGGAGGAUGAAGGAGGACGUCCUCCAGGACCUUCCUCCAAAAAUAAUCCAGGACUAUUACUGCAACCUGAGUCCUCUACAGGUUCAGUUAUAUGAAGACUUUGCUAAGUCUCGAGCCAAGGCCAGCGUGGAGGACAGCAUCUCCAACAGCUCCACGGAGGAGGAGGAGAAGCCCAAACUGAAGGCCACAGGACACGUCUUCCAGGCGCUGCAGUAUCUGAGGAAGCUGUGCAACCAUCCCAGUCUGGUGUUAACGUCGCAGCAUCCAGAGUACAAACGCAUCACGGAGCAGCUCGCCAGCCAGAACUCCAGCCUGAGGGACCUGCAGCACGCGCCCAAGCUCUCCGCUCUCAAACAGCUGCUGCUGGACUGUGGUCUGGGGGCCGGUGGGGGGUCCGAGGGGGGCCCUGAGGCGGUGGUGGCCCAGCACCGUGUGCUGAUCUUCUGCCAGCUGAAGAGCAUGCUGGACAUCGUGGAGCACGACCUGCUGAAGCCCAAACUGCCCUCCGUCACCUACCUGAGGCUGGACGGCAGCGUGCCGGCCGGCCUGCGCCACUCCAUCGUCUCCAGGUUUAACAACGACCCGUCCAUCGACGUGCUGCUGCUGACCACCCAUGUUGGGGGACUGGGUCUGAACCUGACGGGGGCCGACACCGUGGUGUUUGUGGAGCACGACUGGAACCCCAUGAGGGACCUGCAGGCCAUGGACCGCGCCCACAGGAUAGGACAGAAACGAGUUGUGAACGUGUACCGGCUGAUCACCCGAGGCACGCUGGAGGAGAAGAUCAUGGGGCUGCAGAAGUUCAAGAUGAGCAUCGCCAACACGGUCAUCAGCCAAGACAACGCCAGCCUGCAGAGCAUGGGCACCGACCAGCUGCUCAACCUCUUCUCUCUGGACAAGGGCGAGAAGGGCGAGCAGGCGGCGUCCACCUCAGGGAAAGCCUCCAUGAAGUCGGUGCUGGACGGACUGGGAGAGUUAUGGGACCAGCAGCAGUACGACACAGAGUACAACCUGGACAGCUUCAUGACCUCCCUGCAGUAACACACACACACACACACACACACACACACACACAGCCUCCGUCUGCUGGCCGAGCAGGACCUGGUCACAGCCUGAGGAGCCCCGUUACUGCUGCUGCUGCUGCUGCUGCCCCAAGCCCCGCCCCCUCCACUCCAAGCCCCGCCCUCUCCACCCCCACACCAUCAACAAAUGUCCCAAAGCAAUAACUGAAACACAGCCAGUGCUUCGGUAUCUCCUGAAGUCCUUGUUGAGGGCAAAAAACAUAGGAAAUAACGAUAUGAUGAUGUACCACCUGCAUUGUUUGUUUACAUCUACUACAUGAUGCUGUGACAUCACUGUACACAGUGAUGUCACAGCAUCAUGUGUCAUAAUGAUCUUUUAUAGGAACAGCACCAGGUCCUUUUACAGCCUGCCGCCCUCCUUCCAUGUCGCAUUGCCACCAGAGUAUACAGUGUUAACUGCUUUCAGACGCCAUUACCCCGACGCCACCACUAUCACUUUAUCAUCACAAGGUCUUAAAAGCACUGCAACAUCGGCCACCACCUCCCACUGAUGGAUACAGACAUGACAAAAGGGAAACGGUGGCGAGAGUGAAAGAGGUCGCGGGACGUCGUCACGGCGUGUUUUUUUAGCGGCUGUUGGGUGGCGGCUCUACCAGGAACAAGAUGACUCCCAUUCUCCAGUUUGUGCUCGCAGUGGUUAGUGUCCGGCUCCUUAACGUGGAGUGAUUAGUGUCCGGCUCCUAAACGUGGAGUGAUUAGUGUCCGGCUCCUAAACGUGGUGGAACUAUGAGCUGGGGGAAGCACUGCACUUGAAGCAGCAUUACAGAGACUGAACAUGGGGCCAAGCUGAAACCGGUACCUGAAACUUGUCACCAGUAUUUUAAAAAAAAGAAAUAAUAGACUCUUGUAUAUAUUUCUGUAAUUGCUGCUUUUUGUUUAUGAUUGUGGAAUUGUAAUAAAUUCUACAGACCUUUGAACUA